Molecule: messenger RNA, 1827 nt
Organism: Penicillium lagena
Lineage: Eukaryota; Fungi; Ascomycota; Eurotiomycetes; Eurotiales; Aspergillaceae
Product: putative UV radiation resistance protein (UVRAG)
Exons: 2
Coding region: 1-1827 (608 amino acids)
Biological process (GO): SNARE complex assembly
Cellular component (GO): endosome; lytic vacuole
Molecular function (GO): SNARE binding
Source: RefSeq, a predicted model, not a curated record
AUGGCCUCGGAGCAGGAACCCCCUAGCUCACGCAGAGACCGGCCAUGGCUGUAUGCCUCGAACCGCAAGCUGCGACAUCUACAUGGCAUCUCCAUUCGCAACCUGAUCGUCACACCCGCAAGUCGAACUCGUGGCAAGACCAUAGACGACGAUGAUAUCCCCAACACCCUGACGACCCCUUCCAAGAUCCUCGCCCAGAACGGUGCCCGUACCCUACAUUCGUCCCGAUCCUUCACCGAUCUCAAGUCGCGCACCGGCUCAGAAAGCCAUGUCGACCGAAAGGAUAGUAAGCCUGAAAUGCGCCCGUCGCGUCGGAGAAGCACCCUGCCCUGGCACGAUCCCAAUCCUCGGACACGCCAGGUCAGACUGGAGGACAUCACCAACAGUCGCAUGGCGGAUACUUGGUUUUCAAUCCAUUGCGAGAGCCCAGAAGCCCCAAUCUAUGUCAGCGAGGUGGUCAACAAUGCAACCAAUCCCAGCUUUCAGGCUUUGGACUUGAAUAUGUGUGGCCCGCGGGUCUCCCGACUUAACUCCUUGACACUGAAGCUAUGGGCGAAGACGGCAACGAUGCCAGACUACAUGCUGUUGGUGGAACUACAGCUCAAUCUACGCUCCUUGCAAUUCUUGGGGAAAAGCCUCGAACACUUCCACCAGCCGCUUCCUGCCAAUUCCAUUCUGUUUCAUUUCCCCGACGGCGUGUACACCAAUCUCACCGAUCUCCCACCAGUGGAGACCUCUCUCUACGGAAUGGGUCAGCGAGCUACUGGUGAUGGAACAGUGCUACCCACUUCAUCUUACGACGCAUUGAUGAAACUAGCAAAUAUGGACGAAUGUAUACAAGACGCGCUAGCAACGCGCGAGAAACUGGAGACACAGAUCACCGCUAUUUUGGAGAAGAACCAGCACGCGCUAAUGAGUGUGAGCGACGCGGCGCAGGCGCAAGACCGGCUGUCCCUUACCAGACAAGCUAUUGCGGCCGAACGGCGACGGCUGCGAACGGCGAACAAGCGCAAAGACGAGUUGAUUGCCAGCCUUAAAACUCGGAAGGAGGCAAUGGAGCAGGGGCGUCAAGCCCAAGAAAGGGCUCGAAGCCACCUUCCCGACGCCCAGGAGAAACUGGUUUCCAGUGAACAAGUGCUCAACCACAGCGCAGACGAAGCCAAGGGCCAGAUUCGGCGAAUUUCUGAAGACCUACUGACCAUCUACCCGAUCGAGCCGAUCGCCGACAAACCACUGGCCUUUACCAUUGCCGGGUUAGCGUUGCCAAACUCUUCCUUUGAUGACAUUGACCGCGAGGCCGUUGCAGCGGCCCUGGGGUACACUGCCCACCUCGUGUACCUGCUCUCCUUCUAUCUCUCAAUGACCGUCCCUUACCCAGUCAGCUCGCACUUGUCGACCUCGAUGAUCCAGGACCCGGUGUCCGUGUCGCUCCCCACACGCACCUACCCCCUGUACCCGGUCAAUGUCCACUACCGAUUCGAGUACGGCGUGUUUCUGUUGAACAAGAACAUUGAGUUUCUGCUCAGCAAAUUGGGACUGCGUGUGUUGGACAUCCGGCACACCUUGCCCAAUCUGAAGUAUCUUCUCUACGUGCUCACGGCGGGCACGACGGAGAUUCCUUCCCGCAAAGCUGGAGGCAUCCGAGGCCUUCUGACGGGCCGAUGGACCCCGAGUCUCUCACGGCGAGGCAGUGUAGACAGCACUGCGUCGGGCGAACUGGUGCAACCACGCAAGGCCUGGGAAGCGGUCUCGCGGAUGAACGGCAGCCUAGACAAGGGGAAGCGGUUGGCCGUCACUAGUGGUUCUACGUCAUAUCGAGUGACCUGA